Molecule: messenger RNA, 492 nt
Organism: Phialemonium atrogriseum
Lineage: Eukaryota; Fungi; Ascomycota; Sordariomycetes; Cephalothecales; Cephalothecaceae
Product: putative integral membrane protein
Exons: 2
Coding region: 1-492 (163 amino acids)
Cellular component (GO): membrane
Source: RefSeq, a predicted model, not a curated record
AUGAUUCUCGUCGACCUCUUUUCGAUGAUCCUCCGCCUCGCGGAGUUGGCUUUCGCCGCUAUCGUGGCCGGCCUUACGGGCUACUACCUUCACUCGGUUAAGGGCGCCUCUUCGUGGUCCCAGGGACGGUUUAUCUACACCGAAGUUGUUGCUGGCCUCAGCAUUCUCUUGUCCAUCAUCUGGCUGUUCCCCUUCAGCGGCUCCUUCAUCCACUGGCCUGUCGAUCUCAUCAUCUCCAUUUGCUGGUGGGCGUCCUUCGGUCUGCUGGUCAACUACCUGAACGGCGGGUGUGGAAAUGUCUUCAACUGGGGCAACAUCGGGUUCAAAGGGGCCAACACCUGCCCCGUGUGGAAGGCCGACAUUGCCUUCGUCUUCCUGUCGGCGCUCUUGUGGCUAGUUUCCGCCUUGCUCGGGAUCUACUGGGUCCACCGGAAGACAACCCCGGUUGCGACCCACCACCGCCGCCGCUGGUAUCGCAGCAGCCGUGUCUAA